AUGGAUGUCUUUGUCAUCUGUGAGACCAUCAGAGAUAUAAUGACCAAGCGGCAGGUGCAGAGCUCCUGCCGGCCGAGCAAAGAGCCCCCAGGAGGAGUCAACAAGGUGCUGGCCGAGAGGAACCAUGCUGUGGUGGUGGGAGCCUGGGUGGAGAGCGAGCACGACUUUAUGGAGCACCCAUCUGUGAUCAACCCGAUGAGCCACACCUGGGCCGUCUACAUAAAAGGCCAACACCAACCCAUACUGCGCUCUCACUCUUCUCCUAUGAGCCAGGCCGUAACAGUGUCCAACCUGUUUUCCCAUGUCUUGAUUCAGGCUCUUGCUUUGCUCACUGAAGAGAUCCAGUUAGAGAAGAGGAGGGAGACUGAGGAGAGCCUUCUACGAUUUCAAGAGGAAGUACGCCAUCGUGUGGCGCAGCAAGCUCAAGUCAGCAAGAAGAGACCGCAGCCUCACACAGAUCCCAUGAGGGCAGAGAAAACGAAAGAGGAUUUUGACAUUGUUGAAAAGAGCGGAGACGCCAUUACAGGACAACAGGACAAAUGGCUGAGAAAAACCCUCUUUGAAAGUUUCCUGAGCUGCCAUGUGUGUUCAGAGACUUUCAGAGAUCCUGUGUCUCUGGGCUGCAGCCACAGCUUCUGUUCGAGCUGCCUGCAGACAUUCUGGGAACAAAGUAAGAACAAAAACUGUCCUAUUUGUAAAAGAAAAUCUUCAAAAGGUCUUGCGGUGAACUUUACACUAAAGGAUCUGUCUGACUCCUUUGCUGAGAGACAGAAGCUGGCAUCUGAGACAGAAAAAAGAGAGGUGGAGGUGGUGUGUAGUAAACAUCAAGAAGAGCCUAGAUUGUUCUGUAAGGAUGAAGAGAGAGCUGUGUGUCCUGUCUGUGAGUUUUCUCUCCACCAGAGUCAGGUGGUUCCUGUAGAACAAGCAGUCAGUGAGCUGAAGGACCUGCUGAACUCUGACUUAGAGUCUCUGCAGGACAAGAGGGACAAAUACAAAGGAGUGGAGACAACAUACAAUGAAGUGAUUCAAGUGUCCAAGAAGCAGCUGCUGUCCACAGAGAGGCAGAUCAGAGCAGAGUUCAUCAAGCUCCAUCAGUUCCUGAAAGAGGAAGAGGAGUCCAGACUGGCAGCUCUGAGGGAGGAAGAGGAGCAGAAAGGGAAGACUAUCAGCAGAGAGAUGAAGAGCAUUCAGGAGCACAUCUCCUCUCUGUCACACAGUAUCUCUGCUGUUGAAGAAGAGCUGCAGAAACACAACGGGCCCUUCCUCAGCAGUUAUAAAGCCACUCAGAGCAGAGCCAGAGUCCAGAGCUCACUGUCAGACCCACAGCUGCUCCCAGGAGCGCUGAUAGAUGUGGCCAAACACCUGGGCAACCUGUCCUUCAGAGUCUGGGAGAAGAUGAAGGACCAGGUCCACUUCAGUCCUGUCAUUCUGGACCCAAACACUGCAAGCAGCUGGCUCUCUCUGUCUGUUGAUCUGACCAGUGUGAGACGUGGAGACACAUAUCAGCAGCUUCCUGGUAAUCCAGAGAGAUUCACUAACGGUCCUGAUGUUCUGGGCUCUGAGGGCUUCAGCUCAGGGAGACACAGCUGGGAGGUGGAGGUUGGAGAUCAUCCUGAAUGGAAUAUAGGUUUGACUAAAGAGUCAGCUGACAGGAAGGGAGAGAUAUUUCUCUCACCAAAAUAUGGAAUCUGGUGUUUAGUACAUCGCAGUGGAAAAUACACUAAUGGUGCUGGUGAGACUGUCAGAGUGGAGAAGAAUCUCCAGAGGAUCAGAGUCCAGCUGGACUAUGACAGGGGGGAGGUGUCCUUCUACGACCCUGAAGGCAUGACUCACAUCUACACUCACAGAGACACUUUCACUGAGGAACUCUUCCCAUAUUUCAGUAUUGGAAAAGCUGGUGAUGCUAAAACGGCUGAUAUCAAAAUCUGUCAAACUGAGAUUCCUCUGUGAUGCUCAGGAGUGUUGUUCAGACUUUAUUCUGACUUCACUGUCCGUCUAGAUCUCUUUGAAAUAAUCAGGAUAAGAAACAGAUGAUCAUCAGAUCAUAAUUUUAGCCUGUAAGAUUUCUAAAUGUUCUGAAAAUGUGAUCAUGUUUUAAUUACAGCUUUAAACAUUAUAUUCAAAGUCUCAGUGUAAAAAAACAAAUUGAUUGUUUAUUGUUAUUGUUUAUAUUUUGUUAUACUUUUUUAUUGUGUGUUUAUAAUUUUCAUUUAACUCACUGACAUUUUUUUGAAUCUGAAAAUCAUUUUUAAAUACAUUGAGGCAUGAUUGAUGAAUGCUCAACAUUUUAAACCAAAAUCUUUAAAUAAAUAAAUAGAUGUUCUGUUUUUCUUUUUAAUCAAUGUCCUGAAAAUGUUUGUGUUUUUUUUAAUUCUAAUAAAAACUAGCAAAUCAAAGCUGUC
Molecule: messenger RNA, 2402 nt
Organism: Gymnodraco acuticeps
Lineage: Eukaryota; Metazoa; Chordata; Actinopteri; Perciformes; Bathydraconidae
Product: tripartite motif-containing protein 35-like
Molecular function (GO): protein binding; zinc ion binding
Source: RefSeq, a predicted model, not a curated record